AGAGGAGCUAGGCCUUGAGCGAGGCGGGUCUAGGGUGGUAGUUACGCUCUGCCCUUUUCCUUCUCCCACGGCUGGGUCGACUGGAAAGCUGGCCUGUCAAGUCGUGCGUCCUCGGUGUUCACCGCUCAGCGUCCUCUGGACUUUGGGAGAAAGUCGGGGCGUGACAGGGGGGUUGAAAACUCUCCUAUGGGCGGGUCCAGCGGCCUCCCUGCUUCCCGCUCGGCCCGGCCCCCGCCCGCUGCUGGCCACCGCAGGUUUCCAUCCUGACCCCCGCCAGGCCAAGUGCCCAUGGAGGAUUGCUGGCUGUCCAGCCCUGGCCCUGGCUCCGGACGGAGGCUCUUGGUCACGGCAACGCCUGGCAGCCUGUAGUCUUCUGGCCUUGUUUUUGCGGGGCUCCCGGCGGUGUCCUCUCUGCUAUUAUUUAGCAAUCAAGUGAUGCUGUUUGGAAAAAUUUCCCAGCAGUUGUGUGGCUUAACGAAACCCCCACGGUCAUGUGACUACAGAAACUUUUGGGGCUGGUUGAAUGCAGUGUUUAAUAAAGUAGAUUAUGAACGCAUCAAGGACGUGGGACCCGAUAGGGCAGCAUCUGAGUGGCUGCUACGCUGUGGGGCCACGGUGCGCUACCAUGGCCAGGAGAGGUGGCAGAAGGACUACAACCACCUCCCAACAGGACCUCUGGACAAAUACAAGAUCCAGGCAAUUGAUGCCACCGAGUCCUGUAUCAUGAGAAUUGGAUUUGAUUAUCUGGAGGGCCUACAGCACGUUGAAAAAAUAAGACUAUGCAAGUGUCAUUAUAUUGAGGAUGACUGUUUGGAGAGACUUGGUAAACUGGAAAAUUUACAAAAAAGCAUACUGGAAAUGGAAAUAAUUUCAUGUGGGAACAUCACAGACAAAGGAAUCAUUGCAUUAUAUCACUUAAGAAACCUCAAGUAUUUGUUGUUAAGUGAUCUUCCUGGAAUAAGAGAAAAAGAAAAUCUUAUCCAAACCUUUAAGACAGCACUGCCUUCUCUGGAACUAAAAUUAGACUUGAAGUAAAAUAAUAAUAUUCAACAAGUGUCUUCUUUCAAUAUAAAGUAUCAUUUAAAAUUGUUGAUCCUAAAUAGCAGUAAAUAUUACAUAAUCAUCAACAGACCUUAAGGAUGUUGUAUCAUGAUGUUUCAGAAGCAGAGAGUCCAUCAUGUAGAAAAUUAAUAUUCAGACAUGACUCACUGAAGUUACUAAGUUGAAAGUAAAAAUCUAUGCACAUUAAGUCAUUUUAAGAAAAAUGGAAAGCAGGUAGCAGUUUAAUUCUGAUAUAUUCCUCAUUUUAUAUAAAUAUCUAUGUCGAUAACUUUUGUUGUAGAUGACGACAGAGUUCUUUAAACUGAUUUAGGGUGGGGUGCCGGGGUGGCUCAUUAGGUUAAGCAUCUGCCUUAGGCUCAGGUCAUGAUGCCAGGGUCCUGGGAUCCAGCCCCUCAUCAGGCUCCCUGCUCACCUGGGAGCCUGCUUCUCCCCCUGCCUCUUCCCCUACUUGUGGUCUCUUUCUCUGUCAGAUAAAUAAAAUCUUUAAAAAAUAUAUUUAAAAAACUAAAAAAAUUAAGUGAUUUAAACAUGCAACACAGAUACUCUUUAUUGUACUUUAUCAGUAAUUCAUAUUACUGUUACCUUUUACUUUAAAGUUAUUGAAGCAUGUUAUCAUAACAGUGCAAUUAUGAAAAACUGAAAGCUAAAUUUCAGAUUCAUUGGUGGAGUCAAUUAUGAAAGGCAGUCAGUGGUUGUUGAGGCAUUUGUAUCACUUCCCAGGAUUUGCAUGCAUUUCCAUGAUCCUACAUUCCUGUGUUCUUCAUAACAUACGCCUUUCUUUGGCUAAUUUGUCUAUUUUGUAAUCUUAGUCUAGGGUUUUAUUAAAACUAGACAUAAAUACUUGGCUGAAUUCAAAUAGUUUUGCCAACUACAGUAGAACAGAGGAAAUGAUCAUGAAGACCAGCCCAGUUAUACUUCUUUUUUGCUUAAAUUAAAAGGUUGCUUUAAAUAGGAAAUUUUAACAUGUCAAUUAGAAACUAAUUUUUAUUCCCCCAUACAUGUUGGAUACCUCUUCUAUGAGCUCAAGGACAUCAAAAAGAAGUAUAAGUGCAAAAACAAAAAAAAGCGUAAGUGCAAAAUUCAGUUUAUAUCUAGAAAGUAGUGACAAAGAAUAUCAGAUAUGGAUGAAAACAGAUCUUUAUUUUUACCCCGAAAUCGCCCUGGUUCUAUUACUAUUAAUGAUAUGCCAACUUGUUUGUAGAUUUCUGUAUGUUUGGUUUGAACAUUAUACUCUUAACUAUAACCUUGACUAGAAAUAGUUUUAAAAUAAACAGUGUAUGAUGCAGCAUUUGGGAAAAAAAUGAAUUUUUGUUGUGUUUAGAAGCCAGCUUAUGUAAAUAGCACAUGCCAUAAAUGAUAUACCAUUUAUAAAUAAAAUUUCCACUGUCAAUUAUAAAAUCAGAACACAGUAAAUUUUAAAAAAUAGACUAAGCAUAGAACAGUCUCAUGUGAAACAGUGGUGAUUCCAUGCUGAACGAAGGAUUACA
This is a messenger RNA of Lutra lutra (Eurasian river otter), 2549 nucleotides long. It is a transcript of the gene DMAC2L, whose product is annotated as distal membrane arm assembly component 2 like. The record is from RefSeq and is a predicted model, not a curated record. Lineage: Eukaryota; Metazoa; Chordata; Mammalia; Carnivora; Mustelidae. The transcript has 5 exons. The coding region runs from base 436 to 1035 and encodes 199 amino acids.